GGCGGCUGGACCGCAGCUGUGACACGGGGGCCUUCGAGCUCAUCUACAAACAGGUGGGCCGUCACCUGCUCUGAUGGGGGCUGCCAUUUCUGCCCCACAUGGAGGACCAUGAACACGGUGUCAUCUGUCAGGGAUUGGAAAUAGUCUUCUGUCUCUACAGUUGUGCCAUCUUCCUCCAGCACCAAGAAGAAAGGCUUGUCUGCCAACAUCAGGGUAUCCUGGACCUGGAGAGUAAGGAGGAAGCCACGGGACGACGUGGAGAGUCCCCGGAGAGAAUGGAGCCUCAUCAGCAUCGGAAACCACAGGAAACCAGGAGGUGCAGCCAUGUUCUGGAUACCCUGACCCCUCGGAAGCCCAUGGGGAGCCCCGGACUGGCAGCCCUGCUCCUGCCUCUCGUCCAGCUCUUUGUUGGCCUGUCUGCCUCUGCUGGUAUUGCCUGCCCCUACCUUCCCAGCUGGAGCACCCUCUGUCUGCUGGCCUCCCACAUGGAUGACAGUUUCACUGGAAGGUCUGCCCAGAUUCCUCACUAUACUCUAUCGGCCUUUCCCCCGUCCCCAAAGCCUUGGUGUGCUUGGCUCUGCCACUGUCCCUGCUGUUGGUGCCUGCAUCUGGUGUCAGAUCCUUCGGGUCUUCAGUGGGGCUGGCUCCACCUCCUGGUGCAGAAAUCCAAAAAGGCUUACAAGUUCCGGUUCUGUAGGAGGCACACGAUGCCAGCAUCUGCUCAGAGGAAGCUGCUAAGUAGCCGUUGCCUGUCUGAGAAGGGCCAUCACAUCUCCGUCCCCUCCCCAGACACCUCCCACAAGGGGCUGCGUUCCAAAAGAACCCAACCUGCAGAUCCAGAGAAAGGGGAAGUUCUCUCCAAACGUGGCUCACAAAGGCUUGGAGGGCCUGAGUUCUCCUUUGACUUGCUGCCUGAGGCACGGGUUAUUCAAGUGACCGUUCCUCCAGGCCCUGAGGUCAGUGUGCGUCUUUGCCACCAGUGGGCACUGGAGUGUGAGGAGCUGAGCCGUCCCUUUGAUGCCCAGAAAAUUGUGUCUGGGGGCUGCACUGUAGACCUGCCUUAUGAAUUCCUUCUGCCCUGUCUGUGCAUCGAGGUGUCCUACCUGCAAGAAGACACCGUGAGGCACAAAAAAUGUCCCUUCCAGAGCUGGCCCGAAGCCUAUGGCUCGGACUUCUGGGAGUCGGUGAACUUUACUGACCACAGCCAGCACAGUCAGAUGGUCAUGGCCCUGACACUCCGGUGCCCACUGAAGCUGGACGCCUCCCUCUGCCAGAGGCGGGGCUGGCACACCCUCUGCGAAGACGUCCCCAAUGCCACGGCUCGAGAGUCAGAGGGGUGGUAUGUCUUAGAGAAGGUGGACUUGCACCCCCAGCUCUGCUUCAAGUUCUCUUUUGGAAACAGCAGCCACGUUGAAUGCCCUCACCAGACAUUCGCCCCAUCCUGGAACGUGAGCAUGGAUACCCAGGCCCAGCAGCUGGUCCUUCACUUCUCCUCAAGGAUGCCCGCCACCUUCAGUGCUGCCUGGAGCCGCUCAGGCUUGGGGCAGGACAGCAUGGUGCCCCCUGUGUACAGCGUCAGCCAGACUCAGGGCUCAAGCUCAGUGACACUAGACCUCAUCGUUCCCUUCCUGAGGCCAGGGGGCUGCGUCCUGGUGUGGAGGUCAGAUGUCCAGUUUGCCUGGAAGCACCUCCUGUGUCCGGAUGUCUCGCAUAGGCUCCUGGGGCUCUUGAUCCUGGCACUGCUGGCCUUCACCACCCUACUGGGUGUUGUUCUGGUGCUCACCUGCCAGCGCCCACUGUCAGGCCCAGGUCGAGCGCGGCCGGUGCUACUCCUGCACGUGGCGGACUCCGAGGCGCAGCGGCGGCUGGUGGGAGCGCUGGCUGAACUGCUGCGGGCCGCGCUGGGCAGCGGGCGCGACGUGAUCGUGGACCUGUGGGAGGGCACGCGGGUGGCGCGCGUGGGCCCGCUGCCGUGGCUCUGGGCGGCACGGGCGCGCGUGGCGCGGGAGCGGGGCACCGUGCUGCUGCUGUGGAGCUGCGGCAGCCCGAGUCCCGCCGGCGGCCCGGAUGCCCGCGCCGCGCCCCUGCGCGCCCUGCUCCGUGCCGCCCCGCGCCCGCCGCCGCUGCUCGCUUACUUCAGUCGCCUCUGCGCCAAAGGCGAUAUUCCUCCGCCCCUGCGCGCCCUGCCCCGCUACCGCCUGCUGCAAGACCUGCCGCGCCUGCUGCGGGCGCUGGACGCGCGGACUUCCACCCAAGCCACCAGCUGGGGCCGCCUUGCGGCCCGGCCGUGCCUGCGGGGUCGCGUGGAGCUGUGCCGCCAGCUGGAACGCGAGGCCGCCAAACUUGCCGAUCAAGGCUGAGCAGAGCUCACCGCAGUCCAGAUGACUGUGGCCGCAGGCCUAGGGGCACUGGCUGGAAGCCCCAAUGAGGCUUCUACCCUGGAAUCGUUGGAUGCCUCCUAGGGCCCACUGGCCUCGAAGCCUUACGCUGCCUCCCAGCCCGGGAGCGGGGCAUCACACGCACUGUCCCCGCCCGUUCCCCACAUUCCCCCAGGGUCCAGUCUCUUCCUCAUGCUUAUGCUCGAGGGUUCUCUCCCUCAGAGCCCCCAGGGAGAGUCACUCUUUCCUGAGAACUCCUCUGACCUCAGUGCUGUUGUGAGUGGGGGAUCGUCCCACUUCCUCUCCGAAAUUCCAGAGAAUAGUCUGCACGUGCUCCAGUCCAGGCCAGAGAGGUUGGGACAGGGGUUGGGGAGGCGGGAGCUAUGGCAGCUCUGAGUGGGAGGCGGCUUCAGAGGGGGUGAGGGGACAGAAAACCCCUUUGGGAGCCAGGGAUCCCCCUUUUCCAGACCGGGGCCCUGCCCAGAGUGGGAAGAAGGGAGGGAGGGAGGGCUCUGGACCCAAGGAAGGAGGCUUUGGCCCUGGGUGAUGGGGGCAAAGGUGGGACAGUGGAGAUUGAGAUAGAGAAAGUUGAAUAAAGGUGAACAUGAUGGGUAAACUAAGAAACACAAGGUGCUUUUCCAGUGUGCCCAGGCUGCUGAGUUGGGGGAAGGGUCAGCAAGACCCUGCCUGGCGGUUGUUACGCAUCAUUUUCUGGGCCCAAAUCCAUGUCUGUCAUAUUCUCACAAGCAAUGUCUCCCUGGAAAUGUCCUUGAUCCUUACUGUGAUUCUUCAGAGAGAAGAGAGGAAAACACAGCUUCAGAAAGGUGGUGUGGGUCCACAGUCACGCAGCCAGCCCAUGGCAACAGCACAAACAGGACCCUGUCUUCCUGGCUCUGGGUCCUGCGUCCCAUCCCCCCCUCCCCCUCACUUGAACCUAGGCCAGGAAGUGGUGAAAAGCUCACGUUAUGGUGCCCCUUGUCCCUGUCUUUAGAGUUCCUGUCCCACAAUGAGGCCCAAGGGGAAUGUCUGAAGGGACCUGGGGUGGCCAGUAAGAGGGGCCCCGUGGACACCAAGAUCCCAGAGUCACAUGGGAAGUGCAAAUGCCCCAGGAUUGCCUAGGGCCUCGGGUGUCUCGAUGGAGCAUUCCUCCUUAGGGACUCCCAGAGUGAGUAAGAGCUCCCUUACUCAGCCAUUAGGCCACCAGCCUCUCCAGGGGCCCCUCCCAGCCAGGUGUCAGCAGAAAAG
Molecule: messenger RNA, 3623 nt
Organism: Kogia breviceps (pygmy sperm whale)
Lineage: Eukaryota; Metazoa; Chordata; Mammalia; Artiodactyla; Physeteridae
Gene: IL17RE
Product: interleukin 17 receptor E
Molecular function (GO): interleukin-17 receptor activity
Source: RefSeq, a predicted model, not a curated record